Molecule: messenger RNA, 3179 nt
Organism: Centropristis striata (black sea bass)
Lineage: Eukaryota; Metazoa; Chordata; Actinopteri; Perciformes; Serranidae
Product: ribosomal RNA processing protein 1 homolog B-like
Exons: 16
Coding region: 85-2934 (949 amino acids)
Biological process (GO): rRNA processing
Cellular component (GO): nucleus; preribosome, small subunit precursor; preribosome, large subunit precursor
Source: RefSeq, a predicted model, not a curated record
GAAGAAGAAGAAGCAGAAGAAACGUGGGAAGAGGACAGCUUUGUAAAAAGGGAAGGAGAGUCCUCGCUGUGAAUCGCUUCAGACAUGUCGUCGGUUCUGGAUCCAGAGGUCCAGCUCGCCCAGAGGUUAGCCUCCAACGAGAAACCACUCCGGACUAAGGCUCUAAAGAAACUGAGGAAAUAUAUCAAUGUCAGGUCUCACAUCGGGACAGGUAGCUUCACAGCUGAUGAGCUGCUCAAGCUGUGGAAGGGCCUGUUCUACUGCCUGUGGAUGCAGGACAAACCGCUGCUCCAGGAGGAGUUGUCAAAUCAAAUCUCCAACCUGAUCCACAUCUUCCAUGAUCUAGAUGGACAGAUGUUAUACCUGGAGAGCUUCCUGCAGACCGUGAAAAGAGAGUGGACUGGAAUCGACAGGCUGCGGAUGGACAAGUUCUUCCAGCUGGUUCGUUUCAUGUUCAGACAGACCUUUGAAAUGCUAAAGAGGAAAAACUGGGACAGCUGUGUUGUUUCUAGGUUUCUGGAGCUGCUGACCACACAGCUCCUACAGGGAGGCAGCGAGACGCCCAGCGGACUGCAGUUCCACAUCCUGGACCUUUACAUGACAGAACUGGCAGCAGUGGGUUCUGCAGAGCUCACUGCUGAUCAGAACCUGACAUUCAUCGAGCCGUUCUGCAAAACGGCAGCCAAGACCAAAGAUCGGUCGCUUUUCACAGCCAUCUGCAACAGCAUCCUCAGCACUAUUAUUGAACAGGCCCCCUUCGCUGUUGAAGAUUUGAUGAAGGAGAUGAAAGCAGCUGAGGACUCAGACUCAGGACAGUCUUCUGAAGAGGACCCACCAGAAGAGAAAAAGAGCAAUCCAGUCAGCAAAAAAGAUACAUGGAAGCAGAUAAAGAGUACAACUCCAGGCAAUAAAUCGAAUGAAGCUGGGGAUGGUGAUGAUGAUGAUGAUGAUGAUGAUGAUGAUCUGCACUUGGAAGACUCAGACACAGAGAUGUCAUGUGAUGACGACAUCGGACCAGUCCUACAGUUUGACUAUGCAGCCUUGGCAGACAAGCUGUUUGUGUUGGCCAGUCGGAGCAGCACACCAAGCCAGAACCGACAGAGGCUCUACAAAAUAAUCAAAGUGCUUCGAGAUCUCAGUGAAGGCAUCUUUCCUCAGGAUGAGGAUGAAGAGGAGGUCUCCACGGAUGAGGAUGAUGAAAUGUUUGGCAGCAGGAAGAGGAUGAAGAGAGGAAAAGGUCACAUUGAGGAAGACGACGAGGGUGUGCCAGCAGCCAAAAAAAGAAAGAAAAAGGACGCAUCUACACUUCACAAGCAAACCAAAGAUCAGCAAGAGCAAGAACCAGCUGACCUAACUGUGAAAAAUGAAAACAAAAAAAAGAAGAGAAAGAAGAAAAAGAAAGCAGGGCAGUGUGAAGGUACAGGUGCUGAGGAAAAGGCAGAGAGGUGUGAAGAGGAAGAAGCUCAGUGCACAGUGAAAGAGGCUGAAGGAGGUCUGGGGGGUUCACAAUCAGAAGAUUCAGAAAAGAAAGCACAAGUGACAGAGGCAGCUACUCCAGAGGGUCAGUCAGAAACUCUGCUCCUCUCUCAAGUUACAGUCACAGAAGAAACUCCCUUACAAACUCCCUGCACGACUGACAACAGGGACCAUUCUGAAAUGGUCCAUGUUGAGACUGAGAAGUCCCCAGAACCCGGUGCCACAGUCUCUAGGAAGAAAAGGAAGAAGGCCCGAAAGGCAAAAUUACAAACAAAUGAGAUCGUCAUCAAAAUGCAGGUCAAUGCAGAAGCGGAGAUCAUAGGAGUAAGUAGUGAGGAGUCAAUAGAAAAAAAUACAACGCCUGAAACUGAUGCUACAACUGUCACCAAGAAGAAAAAGAAGGGCCUGAAGGCUAAGAAACCUCUUGAGGAGACUGAGGGUGGAUCACUGGUUAAUGGUGUGAGCACAGAAGUAGAUUUUACAUCAAUAUGUUGUAACGAUUCAAAGGAAGAUGGCCUGACCACCACCCUUGAAAAGCCAACUGACUCUCAAACAACAAGCAGUAAGAAGAGGCGGAAAAAGAACUUAAAGGCCGAUAAGGCACCAAAGCCUGAGGCUGAUGCACAGUGUGAGGCAGAAGGAAAGGACACUGAUGAAGUCCCAUCAGUGCCGUCUAAAAAGAAGACAAAUGCACCUGCUGUAGAUGAAAGCACUGUAACCCCACUAAAAAAUGAAUAUUCUGAGGACAGAGCAGCUCCAGAGAACCCUCAGGUGGAAGAUGCUGAGAAACUAUUUGAGAUUAGCAUGACAAAACCAGCAAAGAACAAAAAGAAGCUGUCAGCAGCCCAAGUAGAAGUGGUCUCUUCUGGAAAACCUGCCAAGAAAAAGAAGAGGAAGAUCCCUGUGGAGUUUGAGUAUGAGGCCGAUGAGCUGGAAGCAGCUGCACAAAAGGCUACGUUGACCAGUGGCCCAGCAGAAGGACAAACUCCCACCAAGAAGUCAGCAAAAUCAGUAAGUGGUUUGGGAGAGUUAUCCACACCAAUGUGCACAAAAAAGUCCCAAAAGAAAGUGAAGACUUCCACAGGGUCGGCAUCUGACUUUAUCAGCUUUAAAAGAAACCAUAUAGUCCCAACACCACUCUUUUGCAAAACCAAGGGAGGCCCCAUCACCCUGCUGUCCAGCCAGAAGAAGAGCCAAACCCCAAAAUCUGAAUCCAAGAAGGUGACCUUCGGCCUCAAAAAUAAUAAAACAGCCGAGUUUAGGAAGACGGAUCGCAGCCUGCUAGUGAGUCCAGAUGGGUCAUCACGUGUGCCCUUUGACCCAGAGCAGAAACCCAAAUUUGGGGUCUUAAAGAGUCCACCCAUCACACGUUCAGCCAGAAAGACCAAGAAGAAGACCGCUUUGGAUACUCCAAAGAGCACGCCUAAACGACGGCCGUCUGCAGCAGACUUCUUCUAGUAUCCACGCUGUCUAACCAUAGCUAUCGAUGUAAUGCUGUCUAUCAGCUGGUGACUAGAUAGAUUUAAAAGACUUCUUCCUUUGGAGAGAUUUAUAGAAGUAUUUUUUAUUUUUAUCUGAUAUCAAUGUUGCUUUUUGGCUCUGACUGACCUGAUGUUUUAAUAAAGCUACUUCAUAUCAGCUUUCAAAUUUGAUCAAUUUUUCACUUUUUGUAUGAUCAAGUUUGAUUCAUCAUACAUCAAAAA